Molecule: messenger RNA, 3102 nt
Organism: Geosmithia morbida
Lineage: Eukaryota; Fungi; Ascomycota; Sordariomycetes; Hypocreales; Bionectriaceae
Product: DNA repair protein RAD16
Exons: 3
Coding region: 1-3102 (1033 amino acids)
Molecular function (GO): ATP-dependent chromatin remodeler activity; metal ion binding; ATP binding
Source: RefSeq, a predicted model, not a curated record
AUGCCUCGUCGACCAUUACGGGUCGUGUCUCGGGAAGCCACGGAGAAUGAUUCCUCUGCUGAGAUUCCAGCUGGUAGCACCGGCCGCGUCGCCCAGUCUAGAUCAUCCUUUAACCUAGCUAAUAGUGUCGCGUUUGAUGCUGCCGCUGACGCCACCACCGCUUCCGAAAACCAGGUGAGCCAGCCAACAAGACAUGGUAGUGAUCAGACACGCAAGUCCAUUCAACCGGAAACUGGUCCAGCGCUGGCGCCUGCCAAGAGGGCUGCAUCUGCCGCGCGAGAUUCGACGUCUUCUGUCCCUACACCCGCGGACGCAACCUCGGGGAGCGAGUACUCCACGCCCGCCACCAGUAAUCCUACGCCCACUGCUACGGACAUCCCCGGAACCUUGAGACCGAAAAGUUCCUUUGAGGUCCGUAUUCCUUCUAGGGGUUUGGAUAAGGAGCGCGGUCUGCGGAGCAGCAGAUACUCGAUGAGAUCUUCAGCGAGAUCGAGACAACUGCAGAUUUCCGAUAGCAACGAUGAGCUCGACAACGCCGAGUUUUCCAAUGACUCGCCUGAUGCUUUGGCUGCUCGAAGAAUGCAGAGAAAGGAGGAUAGACUCGCCGACGCUCAAAUGGCUUCCUCUUCUGCCCAUUCAUCGUCUCGCAGGACUUCAGCUAGGAACAAGUUUACUGCCAACACUCCUCAGGUGCAAAAAUUAGCUUCUGUGAAGCGUUCGGGAACCUUUACCGGAGCCUCAGGGAGGCCUUCGAAGAAGCCCAAAGCCUCGACAGAUCUCAAAGAUGACGUGGACAUGGACCAAGAUACAGAGGUCGCCCGUCAGCUACAGGAAGAAGAGUAUAAUCGAGAUAACGAUAACGAUGCCCCAUUUUCGACAACAGACGUUGGAGAGGACUCGGAAGGUACCGAUGACGAGUACAAUGAGGAUUCUGAGCCGCUUGCACUUACUGCUAGGCGUCGUCGGGAGUCCCGGCGUAAUUUUCUCGAACCUCUGGAGCUCGGGGAGGCAGAAGAGCAAGAGAGUCAAUCUAGCAUGCCGCCCUCUGACACGAAUGAUUCUAACCCAGGCGUGGAUUCGGACUCGGACGCGGAGUCGGUAGCAAUAGUUACAGAGCAGCGACGCCAAUAUAGAACUCCCACCAGCGCCGGCCGUGGUCGCGUCAAACGAGAGCGUUUCCGUCUCGAACACCAUCAUCCAGAGGUAACGACCAUGUGGAGUGAGCUGCAGAUGAUUCCCGUCCUCCGACCCGACAGGGCAGAGCAGCCCCGAACAAUAUCGCGCAUGCUCAAACCAUUCCAGCUCGAAGGUCUUGCCUGGAUGAAGGCCAUGGAGAGGACCGAAUGGAAGGGGGGCCUCCUUGGGGAUGAGAUGGGGCUGGGAAAGACGAUACAGGCAGUCUCGCUCAUCAUGUCCGACUAUCCGGCGAAGCAGCCCUCUUUGGUGCUGGUACCGCCCGUCGCCCUGAUGCAAUGGCAGUCGGAAAUCAAGGACUACACCGACGGCACUCUCAAGACGUUUAUCUUCCACGGCACCAACCAAAAGUCCAAGGCCAUGACGGUUAAGGACCUCAGAAAGUUUGAUGUCGUCAUGAUGUCUUACAACAGCCUGGAGUCGAUGUACCGCAAACAGGAGAAGGGCUUCAAGCGCAAGGACGGCAUGCACAAGCAGGGUAGUGUCAUACAUGCCAUCAAAUUCCACCGCAUCAUCUUGGACGAGGCCCACAGCAUCAAGACAAGAAGCACCAUGACAGCCAAGGCCUGCUUCGCCCUCAAAACCGACUACCGCUGGUGCCUCUCGGGCACGCCUCUUCAGAACCGCAUCGGCGAGUUCUUCUCGCUUAUCCGAUUCCUAAACAUUCGGCCCUUUGCCUCGUACCUAUGCAAGCAGUGCCCCUGCGAGACGCUGGAGUGGUCGAUGGGUGCCGACAAACGAUGCUCGCACUGCCACCACGCGGCAAUGCAGCACGUCUCUCUCUUCAACCAAGAGCUGCUGAACCCCAUUCAGCAUUACGGAAAUGCAGGACCGGGCUUCCGAGCGUUCAAGAAGCUGCGGUUGCUGACGGAUCGCAUCAUGCUCCGUCGUCUCAAAAAGGACCACACCAACUCGAUGGAACUGCCCGUCAAGGAGAUUUACAUUGACCGGCAAUUCUUCGGCGAGGAGGAGAAUGACUUUGCCAACAGCAUCAUGACCAGCGGCCAGCGCAAGUUUGAUACGUAUGUGGCCCAGGGCGUGAUGCUCAACAACUACGCCAACAUAUUUGGCCUCAUCAUGCAGAUGAGACAGGUGGCCGAUCACCCAGAUCUGAUCCUCAAGAAAAACUCCGAGGGCGGGCAGAAUGUCCUGGUGUGCUGCAUCUGCGACGAGCCGUCCGAGGAUACAGUGCGCAGCCGGUGCAAGCAUGACUUUUGCAGGGCCUGCGUGGCGAGCUACGUUCGGUCGACGGAAACCCCGGACUGCCCACGCUGCCACAUCCCGCUGUCGAUCGAUCUGGAGCAGCCCGAGAUUGAGCAGGACGAGACGCUUGUCAAGAAGACGUCCAUUAUCAACCGUAUCAAGAUGGACAACUGGACGUCGUCGUCCAAGAUUGAGCUCCUGGUCCACGAGCUGCACAAGCUUCGCUCGGACAAUGCCACGCACAAGUCCAUCAUAUUCUCCCAGUUCACGACGAUGCUGCAACUCAUCGAGUGGCGUCUGCGCCGUGCAGGAAUCACGACUGUCAUGCUCGAUGGCAGCAUGACUCCCGCCCAGCGCCAGGCAUCUAUUGAACACUUCAUGAACAAUGUAGAUGUCGAGUGUUUUCUCGUAUCCCUCAAAGCGGGCGGUGUUGCUCUCAACUUGACGGAGGCUUCAAGAGUAUUCAUUGUUGACCCGUGGUGGAACCCGGCUGCAGAAUGGCAAUCGGCCGACCGUUGCCACCGCAUAGGCCAGACACGACCCUGCACCAUUACGCGGCUGUGCAUCGAAGACUCGGUCGAGAGCCGCAUGGUACUUAUUCAGGAGAAGAAGACGAGCAUGAUUCAUUCGACGGUGAAUUCCGACGACAAGGCCAUGGAAUCUCUUAGUCCCGAGGACAUGCAGUUCUUAUUCAGGGGAUCUUGA